This is a messenger RNA of Brassica rapa (field mustard), 2481 nucleotides long. RefSeq lists its product as uncharacterized. The record is from RefSeq and is a predicted model, not a curated record. NCBI's taxonomy places the organism in Eukaryota, Viridiplantae, Streptophyta, Magnoliopsida, Brassicales, Brassicaceae.
GGAGUAUCAAGGAGCCUUUCCGCAGCCUCUUGUGUCACCAUUCGAUCCACAUACCUUGAGAAGCUUGAGUCUUUUGAUUCGUUUCUGCAAGGAUUAUCCCAUCUGUUCCAGAGCAUCAUCCUAGGAUCUCAUCAAGUGGUAUCAGAGCAACUCUGGAAGGGAAGUGUUCGAUUUUUCUCUCUGAUUUUCGUUUGGGUCUGUUUAUAUUCUGUCGAGUUUGAUCUGAUCUGUGUUCUUAGCGUUUAAAUCUGAUAAAUCCGUUUGUGUUUGCUAAAAACCUGUCGAUCUAUUCUUAUUCUCACUAGUUUUGAUUGAUCUAUGAUUGUGUUGUUGAGUUUUAAUAGAUUCAAGCUUGUUGAUCUCGUUUCUGAUAAAAACUUUUCACAUUCUUGUUGCAGAAGUAAUCGAUUUGCUUGAUCUGUUUCUGUUUUGGAUUUGUGUGAUUCUGAUCUGUUCUUAUUGCUUUAAAUAUAAUCUAUCUUGUUUGGUUGAUUAGAUUUCGAAUUUAAUCUGUCUCUGUUUAAGAUUGAUCGAUCAUAUUGCGUUGGUGAAUUGUUCUGAUUAUCAAACUGUUUUAUUUGAUUUGCUUGUCGUUUUAAAAUUGAUCUGUUGUUAAUUCUGAGUGUUGUUUCUCUUAGAACUAGUUACUGGUUUCUGUUUUAUUUGUAUCUCAGGUACCAAUGGAGAAGGAGCACAAAGGAAAACAUCAGCCAAAGAAAAAUAGAGAAUGCUCAAGAUCAACCAGAGAUGAGUACAGGCAAAAAGAGUUUGAUCAGUUUGACAGAAACCGGAAGCAUGCUGUAUAUGAAUUUCAAAUCCCUCCAUUCCAUGGCAAGGCGGCUCCUGAAGCUUAUGCGAAGUGGGAAAAGAAGAUUGAGUUGAUUUUCAGUAGUCAACACUAUGCUGAAAGAAAGAAGAUUCAAAUGGCUACUGCUGAGUUUUGUGGUCAUGCUUUAAGAUGGUGGAAUCAGUUGAUAAAGUACAGAAGACUUGAUGGAAAAGAACCAGUGGAAACAUGGCUUAAGCUGAGGGCUUUGAUGCGUAGAGAGUACGUUCCAAGACAGUACCACAAGGAAGUUAUUCAAAAGCAGCCUGAGACAAAGCUAUGUUCUUCAUUAUCAGUUCAGAAACAACCAGACAGCAAGAGAUCAAGUCCAUCUAGUAACCUGGUUUCAUCAAGCAAAACAUCAACCCAUUCCUUUAAAGAUAGCAUAAGGAAGGCAAUUUCACAAGCGUUUAGGGAUGUGGAGAAACAAUUUAAACAGUCCAAGACUAUAUCUCCAUCCUUAGAAGUACAGAACCAAGCGCCUUCCUCAACUGUCUCAGAACUCAAAGAUGCAGAACCAGACUCAGUUGCACAAUCAGACUUGGCUGCACUAGUUCAAGAAGAUCAAACCGAGAUUCCAACAAUCACCAUUCAGAAACAUGAUCAACCCAUCAAGGACGACCUGAUUCUCUUCAAACAGGAUGUAAUAGAAGAGGAGGCACCCAUGGAAUCAAAAUCAGACAGUGGAGUAGAGCAUCUAUUUGUCACUGAUUCAAACGGUUUCCAAAGGACAUUCUUGGGUACUUUUCUCAUCAGUCCUUUUGUGUGGAACAAGACCAGAGCAGUAGAGCUUUCAAGACACCAACUGGGCAUGGAACAUGUUGUAUUUGAGCCUGGAGGAGAGUUGUGGAAUCACAGGAACAAUCCCUUAGUGAUUGAGAAGAAAUCGGCAGCAACAACAAUUGUUUUUGGUGAUCUUUUACCCUCUGAAGCUAAAGGGAUGCACGUCUCAGCUCAGCAAGAGUUUCACUACGAAACCAAUUGGAGAAUGUUACCCAUUCUUUCAUGGAUCCAACAAACCAGAAAACGCAGCAAAUGGCCUCCUGAUCAUCAAGAUAUUGUCAAUUCCGCAAAACAUAUCGGUUUAGCCAAAUUCUGUGAGCUGCUUAUAUCAGAUUGGGGUGGAAGGUUACAGUUCUACUUGUGGAAAACUGGAGCAUAUUCCAGCAUACUUAUCAUCCUUGGAGAGUGCUCUGCUCGUAGUAGAACCAGUUGGGGUAAUAAAGAGUUGGAAGCUGAUCAAAAUGCCUUGCUUCUUGAUCAUGUUAAGGUGUGGAAACCACCAGAUUUGCAAAAGCUUCAAUACCAUUUCAGAGAUUGUCAAACCAAGAGUGGAGAUGGAGAUUUCACUAGAUUAAAUGGUGAAGUGAUUACUGGAAUAGGAGGAGAACUCAUGUUUUCUUCUCAAAUCAAGGAGAAACCACCAGAUGGACUCAGUCUACAUCAAUCUCCAAAUAAACCAACCCGAGGUCAAACAGUUCUGAGUACUAGAAUUUUCGAAAAGAGAGGCUAUAGUAAUGAUCAGAGUAUCAAGAAUGGAUCCUUGGCUAAAUUGGAGAUGCAACAAUCAAAUCUUGGAAGCUGUCUAGCCGCCAACUCUGACAUAGGAGCAGUCCGAGGAUCAUAUCUCAGCAACAGAAGGAAUUAAGCAAGAA